AUGGCCUCCCUGGGGAAGAUCAUCUUCUGGAGCAUGAUCAUCCUCAUUGUUGUAUUCACGGCAGCCCUCAUCCUCAUCUUAGCCCUGACACUCUCGGGCUCCCAGUCCGAUGUGGAGAGCAGCAACAGGUCGCCCAUCGCAAACCUCGGAAAGGACGUUCUCCUCAGCUGCUACAUUCGCUCAUCCAGCGAGGCGGGAGCUCAGGCCAGCAUUGUGGCGAUCACCUGGAGGAAGGAGGGCCUGAGCGGGCUGGUUUACCAGUAUCAGAAUGGAGCUGCGAACCUUGAGAACCAGAAUUUAGGGUUCAGAGGGAGAACUGAGCUCCUCCCCGAUGCCAUAACCAGCGGAAAUGCCUCUCUGCUGCUGAGAAGUGUGAGGAAGAGUGAUGACGGGGUCUACAGUUGCGAGGUCAUCUCCUCCAGCGGCGGAGGGACUGUCAGUAUUCACCUCAGAACGGCAGCCUUUUCAGAGACCAAUUUCACUACCACAAAGGACAUCUUGAUUGCUGAUGGAGCGAGAUGGCUGCCAAAACCGAAUGUCACAUGGCUGGAUCAUGAUGGGAACAUCCUCAAUGGAACCACCACUCUUUCCCCAAAUUUUGUAGGAAUAUUCCAUGUAGUCAGCACGCUGCAGCCAGUCACCGUACGCGGCACAUACACCUGCAGAAUCGAAAACGACUUGGUGACCGCCAAUUCUGAGGCAACUUUAACAGGUUCAGGGGUUUCUGCGAGGACGUACUUCAUCUUCAGUGCAGCAGCAUCCACGCUGACGUCUACUUACCUGAACAUUAUGACUAGUGUCCUCUGUGUCUGUUAUCUGACCUGA
Messenger RNA from Myripristis murdjan (pinecone soldierfish), 825 nucleotides. It is a transcript of the gene vtcn1, whose product is annotated as V-set domain containing T cell activation inhibitor 1. Lineage: Eukaryota; Metazoa; Chordata; Actinopteri; Holocentriformes; Holocentridae. Gene Ontology annotation, cellular component: external side of plasma membrane. The record is from RefSeq and is a predicted model, not a curated record. Bases 1 to 825 code for a protein of 274 amino acids. Gene Ontology annotation, biological process: regulation of cytokine production; T cell receptor signaling pathway. The transcript is spliced from 5 exons. Gene Ontology annotation, molecular function: signaling receptor binding.